AUGGGCUCAGGGAGGCGACGUUCGAAAAGCUUUGCUUGCCGAGCUCGAAGCGGCAGAUUGGAACAAGGACUGCUUUGUCUCUCGGGUGACGAAAUCUUCCGAGAGGCGGAGCACGGUGUCGGCCCACAAGAAGCGCGGAUGGUACACCGUCGAAGGCAUGUCUACCUCGUUAAAGUGGAGCAAGCAACUUGCCAUGUGUCAGGUUAA
This is a messenger RNA of Symbiodinium necroappetens, 207 nucleotides long. The record is from the annotation of a GenBank genome assembly. Lineage: Eukaryota; Dinophyceae; Suessiales; Symbiodiniaceae.